Molecule: messenger RNA, 2563 nt
Organism: Amphiprion ocellaris (clown anemonefish)
Lineage: Eukaryota; Metazoa; Chordata; Actinopteri; Pomacentridae
Gene: eva1ba
Product: eva-1 homolog Ba (C. elegans)
Exons: 4
Coding region: 848-1339 (163 amino acids)
Source: RefSeq, a predicted model, not a curated record
ACAAAAAGCAAGAAUCAAACCAAGAACUUCCACAUUGUAGAUAUUGUGUUUUAUUCACCAGUCCACUGCUCUAACCUGACUUCUUUACAUAGUUUAUGACGAGUUUUCUGACCUUAUCCAUACUUUAUCAUAUUCUUCGUGACAUACAGUCAGACUGAUCCAGGACAAAACCAAAUUAUUUACAAAAACUCUAUGACCCUGCUCUUUCAAGGGGCCAACCUCACCUGCUGCUUUAUGUCUUUGUCCUGAUGGCAAACAUCUGCACGUCCUGUUUCCAAAUGCAACAACCUUCCUCUCAGUCAGAUAAGCUGGCCGGCCUUGACAGGGGAGACGUAGAACUAACAUUUAACACAGUUUGAAAUGUCAAGAGGAACUAAGGAAGAAAUGCGUUCAUACUUUCUCCAGAAAUCCAGCCCUCUGCACCCUUCCUGAAUGUAAAGAAAACUUAGAAGGGCUUCCACAAGAAAUAGCCUUCAUUCUGCAGACUUUCAUGAAUGCUUUUGCAGACAUUGUAAACAGAGAUUGCGGUUUGGACGAUGUUUCUGUUUACCAAGUGGAAAGUAAUCGCCUUUACCUCUGCUGUGUUGGAGAGAACUUGAAGUUCCAUUAAGUUUUAGUGCUUGGAGACUGCUCUCUGGCUUGAUUACAGGGUGGCCCAAUGAACUGUUUAGCCUGAGGACCAAAGAUCACAGGCCUUAAUCCAACAGCAAGGGGAAAGAAGAGAGAGAGAGAGGAGCGUGAUCAUUUUGCAUCUGUUCUCCAACUUCACAUUAUAAUAUGAACUGGGAUUGAGGACUUGCCUCGUCGUUUCAUUUUGUGGUGUGAAAAAGGUAAGGUUGAAAUCAACAUGGAUGUCAAGAAAAAAGAAAUGGACCUCCUGAGCAACACCAUAGCUGCAUAUGCACACAUCAAAGCAAAUCCAGAGAGCUUUGGUCUUUACUUUGUGCUGGGAGUCUGCUUUGGCCUGGUGCUGACACUCUGCCUCCUGGUAAUCCGCAUCUCUUGUAAGCCACGGACCAACGUCGCUCCCUCCACGCCUGAGAAAAAACACUUAAAGGACAUCAGUGAGGAGGAUGAGGAGAGUGAGGAUGAUGAAGACGAAGAAGGGGAUGAUGUGGAGGCACCCAUCGCUUUGCCCAGCACAGAAAUCCCUGUUGGUAAUCAUACCACCCAGUCAGAUGGGACACUAAGCGUGAACGUAUUUACUUCCGCUGAGGAGCUUGAACGUGCACAGCGGCUGGAGGAGAGGGAACGAAUCAUCCGCGAAAUCUGGAGGAAUGGCCAGCCUGAUAUCCUGGGAACGGGAACGGGGACUAUUGGAAGAGUGCAUUACUACUAAGCUACACGAGGCUACAAGGGAAACACUGAACUCUGUAAUAGAGCAAUGUAGACUUUUGGGUGUGUCCCUAAAGCGUUAGAUAAACAGUGACUUAUAAAAUGAUAAAGCAGUGAUGGUGGCACAUUUUAUUUACUUGGCUCUGAAAGAGCUGGACAAUGAGAUAUUGCACUUCUUACGUAGCAAUUUCAAACUGACCACAUGAAAUUAAACCAAGAGAUGUCUUAAUGACUGGUUAAUCAUUAUGGAAAAGAUGUGGUAUGAAUCUGGAGCUGAUGGACCCUUGAAAUCCACCAGUCUAUUAAAACAUGGUGCUUAAUGGUAGAAAGGAACACAAGGUUUGUGUAUUUAACGACUGAAAAAUGAAAGCAUUAAUUAGCGCAGUGUACUGUUUGUUGCAAUGACGAUUAUUUGUUUGCAGUGAAAACACUUCCCAAGACUGAUGAUGUCGUGGAGAAAACUCAAAAAAGCUCUAGAAAUCACCCCAAAGAGUAAAAAGGAAAUUUCAUGCACAUAUCAAACAGGGGAUACAGAUACAUAUACACACAGAUUGUCAUGUAAAACAGUUAAAACUGGUUUGCUUCAUUUAUGAGCACAUUAUAUCCAUGCCUAUGUUUUUAUGUUUUCAGGGAUAAUUUCACCAGAGGAAAUGGCAGAAUUAAAGUAUUAACCUGAAAUAAGUUACUGUUGUUCCUCUUCAUAAUGGUGAACGAACAUGCAGCAGCCUUUCCGUACCUUGGGCCAUUAGAUUUACAAUUAAGAUUUAAAAAAUAAAGAAAGAAUAUCUCAUUUUGUCAUUUUGAUUAAUGGCAAGGACAGCGUUUGUUGUUUGUUAAUUCUCAGUGUAUCUAUGUGCAUCUUGAAAGGCUAAAAGGUUAAAGAAAUAAAGUUUUCCAAUAAAUGUCUGGGAACUCCAAAUAAAGUCUUGGGACAGUUAAUGUUUUUGCAAGCCUGGUUGAGUCAGACAUUAGGUUAGGUAAGAUAUUCUGAUAACAAACAGGACGACUCAGACAGAAAUGACCUCAUUGUCUCUAAAAAGUUGAAGAAGGACUAAAGGAUAGCAGACAAGUCACCGGCUGUAGCCCGUAUCAAGCACACCUUUGUGUGAAGGUUCUCUCUAAAUUGUGAACACCUGCUAUCACAACUGCAGCUUGGAACUCAUCUCCUGUAUUUCCUGUCAGCUACAAGUCCAAGCCAUGGUAUUAAAGGUUGGUUUAAUUGUUUCAA